This is a messenger RNA of Carica papaya (papaya), 1843 nucleotides long. NCBI's taxonomy places the organism in Eukaryota, Viridiplantae, Streptophyta, Magnoliopsida, Brassicales, Caricaceae. The record is from RefSeq and is a predicted model, not a curated record.
ACCAUAUCGCCUCUACAUAAAUAAAACCCUUUACAGAAUUCACCUCUCUCUCUCUCUAUCUAUCUCUCUCCUGUUUCUGUAUAUCUUCCCUUGAGCUGUAAUUGUCAGGAAAAGAAAUCAUAUAUGGUCGGAGAUCAGUCCAGUCUUCUACCCAACUCCGGCGACGCCGCCGGAACCCAUGAGGCCAGCAGUGAAGUUGGCGGCCAGGAAGAUAACACCAAUCAAGGCGGUGACCGGGGAUUUGGCGGUAACCGAUGGCCUCGUCAAGAAACCUUGGCGUUAUUGAAGAUACGGUCUGACAUGGACGCGACCUUCCGUGACUCAAGCCUUAAAGGUCCACUGUGGGAAGAGGUUUCCAGGUCUGUCUGUUCAAUUAAUUUCAUCUUCUUCUUCUUUCUUUUUUUUUUUUGUGAUUUUCAUGGAAGUGGAAAUUCAAGCUUGGUAGCUCAAGUUUCUCUAAACCCUUAUCCUGUUAGUACUUUUGUGAAUGUGUCAUCGAAUCUUUUCUCGAGCUCAACUUCAUCCUCGACGGCGUCGGACGAAGAGUUCGAAGAGCGGUCGAGUAAUCGGAGGAAGAGGAAAUGGAAGGAGUUCUUCAAGAGGUUGACGAAGGAGGUGAUCCACAAACAGGAGGAUUUGCAGAAGAAGUUCUUGGACGCGCUGGAGAAGCGGGAGCACGAAAGAAUGGCGCGCGAGGAAGCUUGGAGGAUCCAAGAAAUGGCGAGAAUCAACAGAGAACAUGAAAUUCUCGUUAAAGAAAGAUCCACCGCAGCCGCCAAAGACGCCGCCGUCAUUUCUUUCUUGCAGAAGAUAUCCUCCCAGCAAAUCCCGGUUCAAGUACCUGGAAACCCGAAUCCGAAUCCGAACCCAUCUGCAUUACCUCCACCACAGCCACCGCCACCAAUUCAAGAACACCUUCGUCACCAGCAGCAACAGCAUUAUCAUCUUCAACAGGUGCCAUUAGCUCCGGUGACAAAUAUGGAAAUAGUUCCGAGAUUGGACAACGGAGAUAACAACAUUAGCGUAAUUAAUGUAGCAGUACCAAGCCCUUCCCGAUGGCCUAAAGCGGAAGUUCAAGCUCUGAUCAAGCUUCGAACCAGUCUCGACACUAAGUACCAAGAAAACGGGCCGAAAGGGCCGUUGUGGGAAGAAAUCUCGGCCGGAAUGAAACGUCUCGGAUAUAAUCGAAGCUCCAAGAGAUGCAAAGAGAAAUGGGAGAACAUCAACAAGUACUUCAAGAAAGUGAAAGAGAGUAACAAGAAACGCCCAGAGGAUUCCAAAACAUGCCCUUACUUUCACCAACUCGAUGCUCUGUACAGAGAGAAGAACGGUAAUAAUAUUAACAAGAAUGAAACGGCGCCGGCGGGGAACAUUACUUCCGUUAAUUAUAACAACAAUAAUGGAAAUAAUAUCCCGGCGGCGGCGCCAUUGAUGGUGCAUCCGGAGCAGCAAUGGCCUCUGCAAAUGCAACAUCAACAGGUGCAGCCGCAGUCAAUGGAGGAUCUGGAGAGGGAAAGUGCUGAGCAUGAGGAGGAAGACGAAGAAGUGGGGAGUGAAGAGGAAGGAGAUGAUGACGAAGAAGGAGGCGGAUUCGAGCUGGUUGCAAAUAAAUCUUCUUCUGUGACAUCAAUGGCCGCUGGAGAAUGAGACAAGAUAGAAAGCUCCUAAACGAAAGUUGACGUGAGAAAGAGCAAAGCAAAACAGCCAGUACAAGGAAAAAAAUGUUUUAUUCUUUUUUUUUAAAAAAAAAAUUAAUUUUAUUUAAUUUCUUAAAUUAUUGUGAGUAAUUAAAAGGUAUACAGAAGGGUAAAAUUCUAAAAUGGUAAAUUAAUAUUUUUCAUCA